ACCUUCUAUUUAAACUCCACUCCUUCAUCCUCUGCUCCUCAGGAAAUCCAUUUCCUACCAAAGAUUUCCUCUCUCAGAUCCUUUGUUUCUCCUUCAACUUCAAGUUCUUCACUUCCUUGAGUUGUUUGUGCUGUCUGGGUAUUUCUUUAAAAUGGCAACAAUCUCUCAGAAUGGUCACCAGAAUGGUUCUUUAGAUUCUUUGUGUACAGCUCGUGACCCACUGAAUUGGGGUCUGGCUGCUGAGUCUAUGAGUGGCAGCCAUUUAGACGAAGUGAAAAAGAUGGUGGCUGAGUUUAGGAAGCCUUUGGUCAAGUUAGGCGGCGAGACCUUGACUGUAGCUCAGGUGGCAGCUAUUGCUCGUGAAUCUGGUGUCCAAGUGGAGCUUGCUGAAUCUGCUAGAGCUGGUGUUAAGGCGAGUAGUGACUGGGUCAUGGAUAGUAUGAGCAAGGGAACUGAUAGCUAUGGUGUCACUACUGGAUUUGGAGCCACUUCACAUAGAAGAACCAAGCAAGGUGGUGCUUUACAGAGGGAGCUCAUUAGAUUCCUGAAUGCUGGGAUUUUUGGCAAUAAGACAGAAUCAUGUCACACUUUGUCACACUCUGCAACAAGAGCAGCAAUGCUAGUGAGGAUCAACACUCUUCUCCAAGGUUACUCAGGCAUUAGAUUUGAAAUCUUGGAUGCUAUCACCAAGCUCCUCAACCACAACAUUACUCCUUGCUUGCCGCUGAGAGGCACAAUCACUGCUUCUGGGGAUUUAGUUCCAUUGUCCUACAUUGCUGGAUUGCUCACCGGCCGGCCUAAUUCCAAGGCUGUUGGCCCUAAUGGAGAACCCCUAGAUGCCCAGCAAGCCUUUCACUCUGCUGGUAUUGAUUCUGGCUUCUUUGAGUUGCAGCCUAAAGAAGGCCUUGCUCUGGUUAAUGGCACUGCUGUUGGUUCUGGCUUGGCUUCCAUGGUUCUCUUUGAGGCAAAUGUUCUUGCUGUUUUAUCAGAAGUCUUAUCAGCUAUUUUCGCCGAAGUUAUGAAUGGAAAACCUGAGUUUACUGAUCACUUGACUCAUAAGUUGAAGCACCAUCCAGGCCAAAUAGAGGCUGCAGCUAUAAUGGAGCAUAUUUUAGAUGGUAGCUCUUAUAUUAAAGCAGCUAAGAAGUUGCAUGAAAUUGAUCCAUUGCAGAAACCAAAGCAAGAUCGAUAUGCUCUCAGAACUUCCCCACAAUGGCUAGGUCCUCAGAUUGAAGUUAUCAGAUUCUCAACAAAAUCUAUCGAAAGAGAGAUUAAUUCAGUCAAUGACAACCCUUUGAUUGAUGUUUCUAGGAACAAGGCUUUGCAUGGUGGAAAUUUCCAGGGGACCCCAAUUGGAGUCUCAAUGGAUAAUGCACGUUUGGCCAUUGCAUCAAUAGGAAAGCUCAUGUUUGCUCAGUUCAGUGAGCUUGUAAAUGAUUUUUACAACAAUGGGUUGCCAUCAAAUCUCACAGCCAGCAGGAAUCCAAGCUUGGAUUACGGCUUCAAGGGAGCUGAAAUUGCAAUGGCUUCUUACUGUUCUGAGCUCCAAUACCUUGCAAAUCCAGUCACCAGCCAUGUACAAAGUGCAGAGCAGCACAAUCAAGAUGUAAACUCCUUGGGGCUAAUUUCUUCAAGAAAGACAGAAGAAGCUGUAGACAUCUUGAAGCUCAUGUCCACAACUUUCUUAGUAGCACUUUGCCAAGCUAUUGACUUGAGGCAUUUGGAGGAGAACUUGAAGCACGCAGUCAAAAACACAGUAAGCCAAGUAGCUAAGAGGAUUCUAACUACAGGAGCUAGUGGAGAACUUCACCCAUCAAGAUUCUGCGAGAAGGACUUGCUCAAAGUGGUGGAUCGCGAGCAAGUUUUCUCUUAUGUCGAUGACGCCUGCAGUGCUACCUAUCCAUUGAUGCAAAAACUAAGGCAAGUUCUCGUGGACCAUGCCUUGGCAAAUGGCGAGAGUGAGAAGAAUGCCAGCACUUCAAUCUUCCAAAAGAUCAGAGCUUUCGAGGAAGAAUUGAAAGCCCUUUUGCCUAAAGAAGUUGAGAGUGCAAGAGAGGCAUACGAGAAUGGGAAUCCAGCAAUUGCCAACAAGAUCAAGGAAUGCAGAUCUUACCCAUUGUAUAAGUUUGUGAGAGAGGAAAUAGGAACUGGGUUGCUGACCGGCGAAAAGGUCCGGUCACCGGGAGAGGAAUUUGAUAAGGUUUUCACUGCCAUGUGCCAAGGAAAGAUCAUUGAUCCAAUGCUGGAUUGUCUCAAAGAGUGGAAUGGUGCCCCUCUUCCAAUAUGUUAAACUGUAACUUUCUUGUUUUGUUUACACUUAAAGAUUUGUUUUCCAAUUGCUUUUUAUGUACUUAUAGUUUGUGAUGUAAAAAAUCUGUAAUGCAUUUCUUUUAAAUGUUCAA
Molecule: messenger RNA, 2402 nt
Organism: Manihot esculenta (cassava)
Lineage: Eukaryota; Viridiplantae; Streptophyta; Magnoliopsida; Malpighiales; Euphorbiaceae
Product: phenylalanine ammonia-lyase
Exons: 2
Coding region: 152-2290 (712 amino acids)
Biological process (GO): L-phenylalanine catabolic process
Cellular component (GO): cytoplasm
Molecular function (GO): ammonia-lyase activity
Source: RefSeq, a predicted model, not a curated record